AUGGGUCAACCAUCUUUUGCGGCGUCAAACGCCAUCAUCUAUGUGACUUAUGGCUUCUUCCUCGUCUUGGGCACGGGCAUUGCCUGGAGAAUGAGAAAGCAACCCAACACGGAGUUUCUCUCCGGCAACAGGACACAGACUGCUUGGCCUCUGGCCUUCAACUUCAUCGCCUCUGCCUUGGGAUCUGGUAUCCUGUUCUCGUACCCGGAACUCGCAACUAUUGCCGGUGUUCAGGGUGUCGUCGUUUACGCAUUGGCGUCGGCGUUGCCCCUGCUUAUUUUCGCUCUUCUUGGCCCCAUGAUCCGUCGCAAGUGUCCUGAUGGAUUCGUUUUGACGGAGUGGACGCGUAACCGAUAUGGUACGGUUGCUAUGCUGUACUUGAGCUUCAUGACGCUUGUUACCUUGUUCCUUUACAUGGUUGCCGAGCUGUCCGCCGUCGGACAAGUCGUCAACGCUCUUACCGGUCUUGAUGGGCUCCCGGUCAUCAUUGUGGAAUGCGUGGUUACAACCAUUUAUACCUCUCUGGGUGGAUUCAGAAUCUCGUUCCUCACAGAUGUCAUUCAAGGAGCCAUGGUGGUUGGGCUCAUCAUCAUCGCCACCAUUACCAUUGGCGUCAAGGCCGAGAUUGACCGCGAUCUCAUCGACUCCUCAGGCCUCACCAAGGCCAGUCUCGUGGGAUGGCAACUGGUGUACAUUCUCCCCGUUGCCGUGCUGACAAACGACUUCUUCCUCUCCAACUUUUGGCUGCGCACCUUUUCAUCCAAGACAGACAAGGACUUGUGGGUUGGCAUCUCUGUUGCGACGGUGGCAGUCUUGUGUAUCCUCACCCUGGUUGGUGCUACCGGUCUUAUUGCUGCAUGGACGGGCGCUUGGCCUGGAGAUGACGACAUUGACGGAUCUCUUGCCUUCUUUGCUCUGCUAGAGCAGCUGCCGAGCUGGGUCGUGGGCAUUGUGCUAGUCAUGGUUGUCAGUCUGAGUGUCUCUGCCUUUGACUCUCUGCAGUCGGCCAUGAUCUCGUCGGCGUCCAACGAUCUGUUCCGCAACAAGCUGAACAUCUGGAUCAUCCGAGUGCUUGUCGUGCUUGUCAUCAUCCCCACUGUGGUGAUUGCGCUCAAGGCUCCGUCCAUCUUGCAAAUCUUCCUCAUCAGCGAUCUCGCGUCGGCGGCUACGAUCCCUGUGCUCUGCAUUGGAUUGAUCGACUCGUUUUACUGGUGGCGCGGAUUUGAGGUCGUCGUAGGAGGACUGGGCGGUAUUUUGACCGUCUUCAUCUACGGCGCCAUCUACUAUGGCGAUGCAAAGAGCGGCGGCGAGCUGAUUCUGCUCGAGCAGGGCCUCUAUGCGGGCGACUGGGGUGCUUUUGGAGCUUUCGUAGCUGCCCCUGUGGGAGGCAUCAUCUGGGGCUUCAUUGCUUUAGCGCUGAGGCUAGCGGUCCAGUUCACUCUAGCCAAGAGUCGAGGCGAGCGUUUCGAUGCUCUUGAUCGCCCAGUAGCUACGAGUGAAGAGGAGGAGGAUGACACCCAGCUCGUGACUGAGAUUUCGACCACUGUUGCCGGCAAGUUUUUUUGA
Messenger RNA from Trichoderma breve, 1566 nucleotides. RefSeq names its product sodium:solute symporter family domain-containing protein. Gene Ontology annotation, molecular function: transmembrane transporter activity. The transcript is spliced from 5 exons. Lineage: Eukaryota; Fungi; Ascomycota; Sordariomycetes; Hypocreales; Hypocreaceae. Gene Ontology annotation, biological process: transmembrane transport. Gene Ontology annotation, cellular component: membrane. The record is from RefSeq and is a predicted model, not a curated record. Bases 1 to 1566 code for a protein of 521 amino acids.